This is a messenger RNA of Polypterus senegalus (gray bichir), 10017 nucleotides long. RefSeq names its product nuclear receptor corepressor 2 (gene ncor2). Gene Ontology annotation, biological process: negative regulation of transcription by RNA polymerase II. Lineage: Eukaryota; Metazoa; Chordata; Cladistia; Polypteriformes; Polypteridae. The record is from RefSeq and is a predicted model, not a curated record. The coding region runs from base 524 to 7960 and encodes 2478 amino acids. The transcript has 47 exons. Gene Ontology annotation, molecular function: transcription corepressor activity.
CUGUCUGUCUGCUGGUGGUGUCUCGCAAUCGACUUGGAGCGCGGCCAUCAAUCUUUUUCAGUGGAUCUCAGACGGGGGAGCGCAGCGAAGCAAAAAAAGGAAACACAGAGAGAGAGAGAGAGAGAGAGAGAGAAGCGUGCUCAACCAAGUUACUCCCAAAGAGAGAGAGAGAGAGAGGGCGGGUGAGCGAGCGAGCGAAAAAGAGAGAGUGGGGGAGCGAGCAGUCAGUCACGGCUGCAGACAGACAUUUCGUAAAACGGGGCACAAGGCAGUAAAAAAAAAAAGAAGCUGGGCAAAAGGAAACCAGGGCACGGCCCGCAGGCGUCUUUGGAUUACCCCGAGAGGACCGUUUGGCUGGAGCUGGCCACUUUCUUUUUUGGGGGGAGCUUUGUAAACAAGCAAGAGAACGGCAAAAAUGAGACGGAGCCUUCAUGGGAUUGAGUAGACGAUUGUAAUCCAGCUAUGGAUCAGAGAUGAACAGCUUUCACCAGUCCAUUCACUUAUGUUGAAGUGACCUGCGGGAAUGUCCAAAAUGUCUGGAUCCUCCCAGCCUGUGGCUCACAGUAGACGGUUAGUGGAUGCGCAUUCCACUUCCAGCCCAAUGGCGAUUCCUCUACAGAUUCCUCGAGCUCACACGGAAGCGGGAAUGCUGGAUUAUCACAUCCAUUCCAGAGAUUACGGUUCAUUUGUGACUCUUUCAGGCAUGCCUCAACCUCAUAGACGAAGACCAUCUUUACUACCUGAAUUCCAGCCUGGCAAAGAAAGAGGUCAGGACCAGCAUCUCCGUUAUGAACCUUACCCUUAUAUCCAGGAGUCUAGCAGCCAAUCAGAAGCAGAAUUCUCGGAAGCUAAAAGACCCAGACUGGACUUGGGAAAUGAGACUUUGAGUCGGCAUCCAUCCCAUGUCACCCAUUCACAGAUUGGGGCAGCUGAGGACAUGACAAAGGAACGUGUGUCUAGUAGUCUUGGCAAACUGGAACCGAUCUCACCUGCAAGUCCAGCCCAACUUGAAGGGGAGCUAGAUCUAGUGCCAGCUCGAUUUUCCAAAGAGGAGUUAAUCCAGAACAUGGACAGAGUGGAUCGGGAGAUCACCAUGGUCGAGCAGCAGAUCACUAAGCUUAGGAAAAAGCAGCAACAACUGGAAGAGGAAGCUGCUAAACCACCAGAACCUGAGAAGCCUGUUUCUCCUCCUCCAAGUGAGGCCAAGCAUCGCAGCCUGGUGCAGAUCAUAUAUGAUGAGAACAGGAAAAAAGCAGAAGAAGCCCAUCGAAUCCUUGAAGGCCUUGGUCCCAGAGUGGAACUGCCUCUCUACAAUCAGCCUUCUGACACCAAGCAGUACCAUGACAAUAUAAAGAUAAAUCAGGCAAUGCGUAAGAAGCUUAUUCUUUAUUUCAAGAGAAGAAACCAUGCCCGUAAGCAAUGGGAACAGAAGUUCUGCCAGCGAUAUGACCAGUUGAUGGAAGCCUGGGAAAAAAAAGUAGAACGCAUUGAAAAUAACCCACGUCGGCGUGCCAAAGAGAGCAAGGUGCGGGAAUAUUAUGAGAAACAGUUCCCAGAAAUCCGCAAACAAAGGGAGCUGCAGGAGCGCCUGCAGAGCAGGGUUGGACAGAGAAGCGGUGGACUCUCAACAUCAGCACUGCGAAGUGAACAUGAAGUGUCAGAAAUAAUUGAUGGCCUUACAGAGCAAGAGAACUCCGAGAGACAGAUGCGUCAGCUGGCUGUAAUUCCACCCAUGCUUUUUGAUGCUGAGCAACAAAGAAUUAAGUUUAUCAACAUGAAUGGUUUGAUGGAUGACCCCAUGAAAGUGUACAAGGAUCGGCAAGUCAUGAAUAUGUGGAGUGAACAAGAGAAGGAGACUUUUCGAGAGAAGUUUAUCCAGCACCCAAAGAACUUUGGCUUGAUUGCUUCUUUUUUGGAGAGAAAGACUGUGGCUGAUUGUGUUCUCUACUACUACCUGACCAAGAAAAAUGAAAACUAUAAAAGUAUUGUAAGAAGAAACUAUCGUCGUCGUGGUAGGAGCCAGCAACAACAGCAGCAACAGCAGUUGAGCCGCAGCAGCCAAGAAGAAAAAGAUGAGAAGGAGAAAGAGAGAGACCCCGAGAAAGAAGAGGAGAAGGUGGAAAUGGAGAAUGAAAAAGAAGACCUUCUCAAGGAUAAAAGUGGUGAUACUUCAGGAGAAGAAGGAGAGGACAAAGAGCCUAUGAUCACUGUCAAAGGUCGCCAGACGGCUAACAGCCAAGGUCGACGCAAGGGUCGCAUCACUCGCUCGAUGGCCAAUGAAAAUGAAGAAGCUGCUGCUCCGCAACUCAACAGUGAACUUGCAAACCUGGAGAUGAAUGAAAGCUCUCGGUGGACGGAAGAUGAAAUGGAAACUGCCAAGAAAGGGCUCCUUCAACAUGGCAGAAACUGGUCUGCGAUUGCAAAAAUGGUGGGUUCAAAAACGGUGUCCCAGUGCAAGAACUUCUACUUCAAUUACAAGAAAAGGCAGAAACUGGAUGAGAUCCUACAACAGCACAAAAUGAAAGUUGAAAAAGAGCGUAAUGCUAGACGGAAAAAGAAAAACAACUCAGCAGCUGUUGCUAAUGAAGAUGUCAGCAUUCCAUCAGCAGCAGAGGAGGAGGAAAUGGAGGUAUCAGGUGGAAGUGGAAAUGAGGAGGACAUGGCAGAAGAUGCAGAAGUUGCAGCCAACAAUAGUUCAGACACAGAAAGUUUGCCAUCUCCCAGAUCUACAGAAGAAGGCAAAACCAAAGAUAAUGAUGUUGGCAAGCCGUCAUUGGCAGAUGAGCACAAAGAUGAGGACAGUGGUGCAGCCAGUUCUGCCCUCAAAGACAUGGAUAUCGGACCAUGUGAUCCAGAAGACAAAGGCAUGAUACAGGUCCUAAAGUCAGAGAAGGAGCCGAAAGAGGACAGUGUUGAAACUGAUGAACCACCUGUGGUUGAAGCUAUAAAGACAGAGCCGACUGAGGACAGUAAAGAUCAGAAAAUGGACAUCGGUGAUCAAAAGACUCACGGGGAUAUGGCAGACAUUAAGCUAAUGCCAAAAUCGGUGAAGGAUGAAAGCAAGGUUGGGAAAAAGUCUGGUUCCAAUGCCGACAGUGACUCUAGCGCCACCUGCAGCGCCGAUGAGGUGGAGGAGCCUGACACUGCUGACAAGAAUAGGAUAAAUUCUCCUCGACCCAGCCUUCUCAACUACUCGCACGAUGGUGUCAUCAGCUCCCCUGUCCAGAAGCCAUUGGACCUCAAACAGCUGAAACAACGGGCAGCAUCCAUCCCUCCUAUUAUGCCAGAGGUAUUGCCACAGGGAGGUGCGCAUAGUGCCCAGCCUCAGGUGCCCCAUCAUGCUCUGGCCCUGUACCAGCAGCAGAUCUCCAUGGUACACGAGUCAGUUCAAGAGACUAAGGCUUUGGCAAAGCAGCAGACCACACAACAGCAACUUGCUGAGAAAGAGCAACAGCGAAGCAGCAGUCCUCAUGUAAAGUGCAAGAGUCCUGUAACCACUGGUGACAAGGAAGACAAGCCAGUGUCCUACUCGCCGAUAUCAGAAAGCAAGAAGCAAAAUGGAGAGGAAGAUUUAAGGCCUGCAAAUCUGUCCAGGCCAUUGCUGUCACUAUAUCAGCCUUCUGCACGGGACAUGGCCAAACUGUGUCCUUCAGAACAGCACAUUCUGCACUGCAGUUCAGUGUUUCAACCAUCAGCCCAUCACAUGGCAGUUAACCUCCAGCAGGAGAACAGUCGACUGGCAGCAGUGCGGCCUCUACACAUCCCAGACCCUCCACCUCUGAUAUCCUCAUCUAAGUUCUCUGGAGGCCCAGAAAGACCUGGAGGCUCCAUCACACAGGGUACCCCAGUACAGUCUCACACUUCACAGUAUGGAUCGGAAAACAGGAAAGUUCCCAUGGGCUCAGUUACAAUGGGAUUGCAUUGGAUGGAUCCCAAGAAAAUGGUGCCUUUCCCAAUAGUAAAACAGGAGCAGCUUUCUCCCCAUAGUCAAGCAAAUCAGCCAGAAAAUCUGGCCAUGCAAGGGUCUGCUCAUGACAACACCAGGGGAUCCUCAAUCUCUGCUGUGCAGGGAGGUAGCAUUACUAAAGGCAUCCCUGGCAUCCGAGUUGUUCAAGACAAUCCAAGUUCAUACAGAGGCUCCAUCACUCAGGGGACUCCAGCAGAAGAUCUUUAUAAGGGUACGAUUACGCGAAUAAUGGCCGAGGAAAGCCCAGGCAGAGGAGACCGCGGAAGGGAGGAUGCGAUGAGUAAAGGACAUGUCAUCUACGAAGGCAAGAGUGGCCACAUUCUGUCUUACGAUGGAGCGGGCCAGAGCUCCAAAGAAGAGAGCCGCGGAGCAGGCGUCCCCACUGAAGUUCUCGGAGUUAAGCGCUCCUUUGACAUGAUGGAGGCGGCUACAACUAGAGGUGUAUCAAUGAGGGACUCUCCCUCAGCAAACUGUGAAGGGCUCAUAGGCAGAGCAUUGUCCCAGGAUCGUAAUAGCCCACACCAUAUCAAAGAAGUUCAUCACAUGCGGGGCUCAAUUUCUCAAGGUAUUCCUCGACAUCUUGAAUCCCUUGAUGAAUAUAUGAGGAGAGAUGCCAAAGAGCUGAAGCGCGAAAGCACUCCGCCUCGUGGUUCUGCGUCGGAGACCUUGAAAAGUAGGUCCCAUGAUGGUAUCGCUUCUCUGAAGCUAUCUGGCAUGUCCCACGAAGGUUUGCGGACCACUGUAAAGGAGGCUGGCAGGUCAAUCCAUGAGAUCCCAACUGAGGUUUCUCCUUCAAGUAAACCUGUCAAAGAGGGCUCCAUUACCCAGGGCACUCCCAUGAAACAUGACGGAAGUUCCAGUAAACGGCACGAUGUGCGCUCAAUCAUCGGAAACAACUCUAGAAUGAUGCACCCGAUGCCGCACCAUCUAGACAUGCUUCAGGACGCGAGGGUACUGGAGAGGGCUCGGUACGAGGAAAGUAUGAAGGCCCGUCAAACUACAGGUGUGAGCUCAUCGGGGUCAAUCACCCGGGGCUCCCCUGUCAUCAUCACAGAUGCCAGCAAAGCACAGCACAGCCCACAUGCCUAUGAGGAACAUAGGGGCUCCCUUAGAGCUGCCUUUCCCCCUGGGCCUUCACACAGAUGCUCUCCUGUAUCACCCCGUGAAUCAGCUGUGAGACAACAUGAAAGUGGGGGGAUUACGUCAGGUAAACCUCAAGGUCAGGAAAGGAAAUCGACACCUACGCCAACCAAGUCCCCGCACCUGACCGAUCAUCCGUCCUCACUGACUCCCUAUGAACACCUUGUCCGAAGCAUGAGCACAACCGAGCUCUACCAUGGCCGGAUCCCUCUUGCAUUUGACCCCACCGCUUUGCCCAGGGGCAUCCCAAUUGAUCCAGCUGCCUACUACUUGCCCAGACACCUGACUCCCACUCCUGGUUACACUCAUCCCUAUACCCCAUAUAUGAUCCGUGGCUUCCCAGAAACAGCUGCCUUAGAAAACAGGCAAACCAUCCUGAAUGACUACAUCACCUCUCAACAAAUGCAUCAUGCUGCUGCAGCUGCCAUGGUACAAAGGGUCGACCUGCUGCGUGGUCUUUCACCCAGAGAACAGUUGGCGCUCUCCUACUCUGCUGGCCCCCGAGGGAUCAUUGACCUGUCUCGGGUACCCCCAUUGCCAAUGCAACUUACAGCUGGGUCAUCUUCCUCUCCUAUCGAAGGGAUCCCUUACAUUUCAGCAGUGCCCACUGCCUUCGGAAGUGGAACUUAUCCUGCCCCCAUUUCUCCAGGUCAUGUGACCAAAAUAUCGGGCAAUUCAUCUUCUGAACGUGAACGUGAGCGGGAACGUGAUCGAGAUCGGAGUCGAGAAAGAGAAAAGGACAGGGAAAGGGAACGAGAUCGGGAGAAGCCGACUCCAUCUGCCAGUUCAAAUGUGGUAGCUGCUCAAAUAUGGAGGCCAGCAACAGAGCAGAACAGUCCAGCAGGAGGAGUCGGUGGUGUCCGCUCCACUGCUCUUUCCUAUGCUCAUCAGCACUCCCCAGUAUCUCCACGCAACCAGGACAACAUCCAACAGAGGCCCAGCGUGCUUCAUAAUACUGGAGGGAAGUCCUUGCCUGUGUCAGUUGUGGAGGCCAACACUUCAUCAGUACUCAGGACAGCAUCAUCCACACCUGGACGAUAUUCUGCAAAUAAUCCACAGCCUCAGAGGCCAAUAACCUCAUCAGAAACGUAUUUGUGUAGUUUGGAGUCUGAUAACAUGCCAAAAGACCUUGUAAGAGGAGGAGUAGAAGGGGGAAAAUCCGAACGUCAGCUCAUCAGGGCAGGGGGUAACAACGUUAUUAUGCCCAAGCACACCUCUGACAAUGCAACGUCGUCACCUGCCAAAACAGAGCCCAAGGCAGUGACUGCCAACGUGGUUGUAGGCUCUAAUAACCAGUACCCUCCCGUACAUGGGCAGCAGAGCAGAAGCCACCAGCCACUGCCUUCGCACCAUGUGCACAGCCUGCCUUCGGAGAAAGCUGCCAGCGAGCAAAGCAGUAGGGAAAAGACUCAAAACAAACCCAUUUCUGUGCAGGAACAGGAACUCCGAGCACUCGGUCCUCCUGGUGGCUAUAGCUCUAAUAGUUCAGAUGGAAUAGAAGCAAUAAGUCCAGCCAACUCACCUCUACAAGUCCAUGAGAAAGCCCCCAAACAGAGCCCAGACCCAGACAAGGGACAUGGUGUGGUAGACAUGAGACAGAGACCACAAGUUCAGCAGAAAGUCUCGUCAUUGGAUUCCCUACAUCAGCCUUUUCGUUUGGCUCCAGAAGACUAUCACUCUCCAGGUCACCCCCUCCAAGCUACGUCCUCGAGCAAAGGUCAUCAGCGCGUCGUGACCCUGGCACAACACAUCCAUGAGGUAAUUACGCAGGACUACACGCGCCAGUACCCCCAGCAGGCAAACACCCAGCAGCCACAGCAACAAGGUUACAAUUACUCUGGCUCACCAGUGCUGGAUCUUAGGCGGACCACUAGUGAACAGCAGGAUACACGCCAGGCUGCUUGUUACACUCCAGAGUUGGUCAAUGCAGACCGUGUGCGGGACAGGUCACCACAGCAUGUGAAGGUGUCUCCAGUGAAUAUGUCAGAGGACGCGAUUGAGCCAGUCUCACCAGCAGGAGGCAUAUCGGAGUCAGAGCAGUUGCUGCUGCCUUCUUUUCACGGGGAGCUAGCUGAUCAAACAGUGGGCUCCCGCUCUCCAGCAAACAACUCCCAGCACCCAGUGUUUUUCAGCAAGCUGACCGAAAGCAAUUCUGCCAUUGUGAAGACGAAGAAACAAGAGAUGAUCAAAAAGAUGAGCACAGGGAGUGCUAACAAGACUGAUUUCAAUGCUGGGCAGCCGGGAACAGAAAUUUUUAAUAUGCCAGCUUCCACAACUGCAGGGCCGGUUAGCUCUAGAAACUUCUCCAUUCCAGAGCACUCCAGUAACACCAUUGGCUUGGAGGCAAUAAUUAGGAAGGCCCUAAUGGGUAAAUAUGACGAACAAGGGGAAGACUGUUCACCUGUCAGUGCCAAUGCUAUUAACCCUCUGGCUGCAAGUGCAAGCGCAUCCGCUUCUGUCUCCAUUGCUGCUGACGGACGGAAUGAGGACAUUUACUCCUUUGCAGGUGGUGGGAAGUCAAAGAACAAUGGACGCUCCAGCAGUCAGAAAGCCAAAUCUCCAGGGCCUGGCCAAGCAAGCGGUGAGAGACCUUCUUCGGUUUCAUCUGUGCACUCUGAAGGGGACUGUAACCGGCGGACUCCUUUGACCAAUCGGGUGUGGGAAGACAGGCCCUCCUCGACAGGCUCGACUAUCUUUCCUUAUAAUCCACUAACGAUGAGACUCCCCACAGGCCUCACUCCUGUCACGUCAUCCAUUGUGCAAGGCGGCUCCAGCACAUCCAACCGUGUUUGGGAUGAGGAAAGAAAACCACUCCUUUGUUCCCAGUACGAGACCCUGUCUGACGGCGAGUGAAUUACGAGGAGCCAAUAUUUGGUUUCCAUUCCUCCCAGAAUUAAAACCUACCUGCAGAAUGAGGAGUGAUCCUUCUGUCAGCUGUGAAUUCUCACCAUGUACCCCUUUCUCUUCUUUUUCUCCUCCUCCUCCUCCUGCAACAACUAUGCCCUUACAUGGGGAAAGGAACAGUUAAGAAAUGGGACCGUCUCUGUGCGCCUUCACAGAAGAACGAGGUGCCAGUUCUGCUUCAGCAGAACUUUGAACUCCACAUCAAUGUUGAAUCGCUGUGAGAGGAGCCGCCACGUGUUUAGCGCUUGAUUGGCAUUCAUUGGGACUUGCUCCACACUUGCUGUUUCUCUUCUCCCUGCAAGCUGGGAUUUCUGACAAACAAGACACAUGCAAAUGGUGAAUGCUGCUUUGAACAAUAAUAACACAAGUAUUUCCUAACCAUUGUUGCAUACCAACAGUGCUAAUGGCAGGAUUUAGGCCCCGGACAAACUAGAACCUCGGCAUACAUCUGGAAACAUUCAACGAGAGCACUGGUCACUAGCACUAAUGUUUAUAGCAAGGAACUGUUUUGUGGCUUUUAGGGGUCCCAUUGUAUGAUUCUAGGCCCAGUGGCUUAGUGUCAUAGCCUUAUGUUGCCUUUUAUGCCUCCCAGAAUGCAUUUCUGGGAGCUCUUCUCAGUCUGCAUGCUGUUCCAGUGGCUGUCUGCCUAUUCUUUUGGGCCUUUGACGCCCCGCUUCUCACAGCGAUAGCUCAGACUGUUUAUUGAUGGUGCCGUCCAGGAUGUUGGAGUGACAUUGGAAGAGAUCAACGACCCCUUUUUGUGUUUAUUGAUCAGGAAUUUCAUCGAGAACCAUCUACACUGUGGUGUGAUUGGUAAUUUAGUGCUGAUGACAGGGAGUUCAGCAAAUCAACUACUUGCAUACGUAGCAAGUGAAAAUACGCAAGACAUGGACGAUCCUUUUUUUUUUUUUUGGAGGGAGAUUAGGACCACUUAGUAAUAAACAUACAUACGUCAUGUGUUCUGUUCACUGUGAAGUGUUUGCCUUCUUGAAGAUCUCUUUCUUGAAGCCCGUGAAGUGAUUUGAACAAGCCAUGUCACUUUUGUAGGCCCCUCAUUCAAGAUAGGUACAGGUGGGAUCAUCCGCAUAGGGGGCUGACUCUGCAUUACGAGAUUGUGCCUUGAGGUGGACACACUCGCGAUGCUGGCAAGGUUCAGAUGCUGCUGUUGAGUGCAGUGUGUUUGUGAAAGCCGGGCAUUGCUACUGGAACAGUCAUGAGUUUGUUUUACAGGGUAUUUAUUGCAUAUAAGUAUUGUGUGACUUGAUAAUGCCUGUGAAUAGCUGGGAGUGUGGAAGGGGCAAGGGGCAUUGCUCAAAGCAUUUGGCAUUUACUUCAUCCUCUAAGAGGACCCACUGAGUUUGGUGGAAAUACAGAUGGUCACCAUUUCUUCUAUCCUUCUUUGUACCCUGCUCUCCCACACUUCCACCCAACCUGUGAAAUAAGGGGGCACCUGACAGCAGCUUUUGGGACCCCAGUCAGAUGGAAGUGUGGAAAGCUAAACCAGCAUUUGACAUAUGUUAAUAGCCGGGGAGGGGGAGAUCACUAGUGGAUCGGGAUUGGUUUGGCCUAGUUCAGAGAAGAAAAUAAAUGCAAGGCAUAAAGAACAGACACGUUCUGUAUGCAAAGCCAUGUUAACGUUGGCAAAAAGGGCAUAAACCGUAAGGACUUGGCUCAACUUUCCUUUGUUGCAAGAAACGCACACACUGAUAGAACUGCAGAUCACAUCACUCUGAACAUUUAGUUUGCCAAAAACCUGAAAAUGGAGCUGGAACCAUUUUGAAUAAAACCUUGAUGUUACGUCUUGAAACAAAAGGCCAGUACUGUUAGAAUCCAGCAACAUGACGGUUUUGGUUUUCCCUUAUUUGACGGUUAAAACUUGUUCAGGUAAAGAUAAAAUGACGCUCCCUUCAAAAAAGUUAUGCAGCAAUAACUCCUCCAGUCACGUGUCUUAGGUUGAAAAUAUUUGAUUUCAAAGUUAUUGUGUUCAUAUAAACAUGUCAAAGCUC